GAAGCAAUUGUAGGACGACAACUCCUUGAGAGAAGGGAGGAUUGCAGCAACCUUAAGCUAGUCCAAACUAGUGUACGGUUGUCUGUUGGGAAGCUUUCAAAAAACUUCCAAUAAUUAAAAAAAUAAUAAUCAGAAAGAAGAUCAAGAAUGGCUCGCGGAAAGGUUCAGAUGAAACGUAUUGAGAACUCUGUACACAGGCAGGUUACCUUCUGCAAGCGCCGAUCUGGUCUCCUUAAGAAGGCUAAGGAGCUCUCUGUGCUGUGUGAUGCUGAAAUUGGAGUUUUCAUUUUCUCCGCCCAUGGAAAGCUCUACGAACUAGCCACCAAAGGAACCAUGCAAGGGCUUAUUGAGAGGUACAUGAAGUCCGGCCGAGGGACCCAACCUGAACCAGCUGCCAUUGAGACCCAGCCUGAUAUGGAUGUGAAGGAAGAGAUCAACAUGUUGAAGCAAGAGAUUGAAAUAUUGCAAAAAGAACUGAGGUACAUGUUUGGAGGGCGUGCUGCUGAAAUGACCUUAGAUGAAUUGAUUGAACUUGAAAAACAUCUUGAAAUUUGGAUUUAUCAAAUUCGUUCAACCAAGAUGGACAUCAUGUUUAAAGAGAUUCAACAGCUGAGGAACAAGGAAGGAAUAUUGAAGGCUGCAAAUCAAUAUCUUCAAGAUAAGGUAGAGGAGAACAUUGUGAUUACUAACUCUGCACCAAUAACCACUAAUAUUCCAUACCCACUAACUAUACAAAAUGAAAUAUUUCAAUAUUAGGAAUAGAGAUCAUGGGUUAUGUU
Populus nigra (black poplar) is the source of this 779-nucleotide messenger RNA. RefSeq names its product agamous-like MADS-box protein AGL12. Gene Ontology annotation, cellular component: nucleus. Gene Ontology annotation, molecular function: DNA-binding transcription factor activity, RNA polymerase II-specific; protein dimerization activity; RNA polymerase II cis-regulatory region sequence-specific DNA binding. The transcript is spliced from 7 exons. Gene Ontology annotation, biological process: positive regulation of transcription by RNA polymerase II. NCBI's taxonomy places the organism in Eukaryota, Viridiplantae, Streptophyta, Magnoliopsida, Malpighiales, Salicaceae. The record is from RefSeq and is a predicted model, not a curated record. The coding region runs from base 148 to 756 and encodes 202 amino acids.